UUGUUGAAAUGCGAAUAGUGUUUUUUAGCAUGUGUCAAAAAGCUGAGUACAAAAAGAGAAUUUGCUGCAGUUUAAAUUGAAAAGGAAUAUUGAAAAUGUCGUUUAAUCCUUUUCCCAUUGGCAUGCACUUGCAUGUGGUGACCUGCUUUGGAGAUCACUUUACAGGUGAAGUUGUCACCUACGAGCACAGCGUGAAAAUGCUGAUGCUGCGCUGCCGCAGCAAAGAUGGCGACGACGGAGUUGCACGCUACAAUCAGUGCUUAAUCAAUUUGGAUUUCUGCAAAGACUUGACCAUCCUACAGGAGGCAAAGAUAGAGGCGGAGCCACCAGCUCGACUCAAUUUACAGCGAUUGGAUCAUCGCCUGGAGGAGACAAUGGAGCAGCGUAAGCUAAUGUUGCAGACACGCAACGAAUAUGCCACACCACGUGGCAGGCAACUCUUCAGGCUGCUCUCUCAACAAUUUGGACCCAACGAGCUGGCCUGGAGGCAGAGCAAGAUUGUGGUGUUGCAACAGUUGACCAUCGUGCCACCAUAUCGAAUGUGCCACAUACUCGGGGCCAAGCGCAACUCGAAGCUGUUGCACUACGUGCAACGUCUCAUCGAGCAGCUGGAUAAGCAGGCAAACAGCAACUAGCGACUGCAUAAUGCUAUAUA
Drosophila nasuta is the source of this 655-nucleotide messenger RNA. It is a transcript of the gene Hez, whose product is annotated as Hezron. Lineage: Eukaryota; Metazoa; Arthropoda; Insecta; Diptera; Drosophilidae. The transcript has 2 exons. Bases 96 to 635 code for a protein of 179 amino acids. The record is from RefSeq and is a predicted model, not a curated record.